Messenger RNA from Cynara cardunculus var. scolymus (artichoke), 1427 nucleotides. Its product is annotated as methionine aminopeptidase 1B, chloroplastic. Bases 35 to 1117 code for a protein of 360 amino acids. Gene Ontology annotation, biological process: proteolysis. The transcript is spliced from 10 exons. The record is from RefSeq and is a predicted model, not a curated record. Gene Ontology annotation, molecular function: metalloaminopeptidase activity. NCBI's taxonomy places the organism in Eukaryota, Viridiplantae, Streptophyta, Magnoliopsida, Asterales, Asteraceae.
UUGGCCUUCCAAUUUCAAGGAAAAGAAGCUGCAAAUGGCUUCGAUUGCUGCUUCAAUUUCUUCUUGUUUCCAUGGAGAAAACUUGUUGUCCUCUUCAUGCUCUUCUCUUUUCUCAAGGACUACACUCAACUUCUCCCCAUCCAUCUCCGGUAGUAAUUUUAGUGGUAGAAAACAGUUCAUGGUUUUUGCAAAGAGAUUAUCAGGCUUGGAGGAGUCUAUGAGGAUAAGAAGGGAACGUGAGCAAAAAACUACAACACCAAUUAAACGUAGAACACCCUUGAGGCGUCUAAAGGUAUCACCACGUCUUCCUGUGCCUGAUAACAUACCGAAGCCUCCUUAUGUAAGCUCAAAAUUGUUGCCAGAGAUUGCGAGUGAGUUUCAAAUGCAUGAUGAAGAAGGCAUCGCUUGCAUGAGGGCAGCUUGUGAACUGGCUGCUAGAGUUUUGGAGCAUGCAGGAACUUUGGUUAGGCCAUCAGUGACAACAAAUGAAAUUGACAAAGCUGUGCACCAAAUGAUUAUCGAUGCUGGUGCUUAUCCUUCACCUCUCGGCUAUGGAGGGUUCCCAAAAAGUGUGUGCACAUCAGUCAACGAGUGCAUGUGCCAUGGAAUACCUGAUUCUCGUCAACUGCAGGAUGGAGAUAUAAUAAACAUUGAUGUCACGGUCUACUUAAAUGGUUAUCAUGGUGAUACCUCAAAGACAUUUUUAUGUGGAAAUGUGGAUGAUGCUACAAAACGACUUGUGAAGGUUACUGAAGAGUGCUUGGAGAGAGGCAUUGCUGUUUGCAAAGACGGAGCUCUUUUCAGGAAAAUAGGGAAGAGGAUCAGUGAACAUGCAGAAAAAUUUGGCUAUGGUGUGGUGGAACGUUUUGUGGGGCAUGGUGUUGGGACUGUAUUUCAUUCGGAGCCACUUAUAUUUCAUCAUCGCAAUGAGAAGCCUGGUAGCAUGGUCGAAGGUCAAACAUUUACUAUCGAACCAAUUCUUACUCUUGGAACGACGGAGUGUAUUACAUGGGAGGAUAAUUGGACCACCUUAACAAAAGAUGGCAGCCCUGCUGCUCAGUUUGAACACACCAUUUUAAUCACUAGAACUGGUGCAGAAAUCUUGACAAAGUGUUGAAGCAGCUUUUGACAUUGGCUACAAUGUAUUUGGUACCUGAUUUUCGGUCUUGGUUGGUGUAUAAUUUGUUGUUAAUUCAACCAACGAUGUGAAAUCCCUAAACUGCCCUUUCGUGGCGCUGACCUAUUAUAUAUAAAUACUACAUGCUGUUGCGGUCGAGAAGGCAUUUGGAGUCUCUACUAUACUCGUCUUUUUGAUGGAGGUUAUGUUGUAUAGAAAAUUAAACGCACACCAGCGUCGAUAUCAUUCUCUAUGUUAUAUGUUUUGCAAAAUUGUUGUACGAAAUCGUUGAUUAGCUCUUAUUUGAUCA